AUGUUCUUCGAAUACCGUUUCGCACCUCCAUGCGGGAAGAUAAAUAUAGCGAAUGUAUUUAAAUGUGUGCUCACGCGUGCGGGCGCGACGCAGUCAAGAUCAAGGGCGUGCGAUUGCGCAAGAGUUGGCUGUCGCAGCGCACUGCAACUGUGUGAUGUCAUCGCGUCUGCCGCGGCCCCCUCCCCCCGGCCCCUCCCCCGCCGCCGCCCCCCUCUAACCCCCGGAGCUCCCGGAGCCCCGCAGCCGCCGCACUCCACUCCUCUCAUCACGCUCGUUUCAGAAAGGCCGCGGACGCGGAACGUUCUAUUUUUAAAUUUUGUGCGAACUAGGUGGCCUUACUGUUAUCUAUGA
Molecule: messenger RNA, 351 nt
Organism: Danaus chrysippus (African queen)
Lineage: Eukaryota; Metazoa; Arthropoda; Insecta; Lepidoptera; Nymphalidae
Source: the annotation of a GenBank genome assembly